Ostertagia ostertagi is the source of this 1227-nucleotide messenger RNA. The record is from the annotation of a GenBank genome assembly. Lineage: Eukaryota; Metazoa; Nematoda; Chromadorea; Rhabditida; Trichostrongylidae.
AAUUUUAUUACACUGAAGAAGAAAAUCGCCUUUCGAUAUAUAGAAGAGCAAAAGUUCGAGAAAGCUGCUGACUUACUCAUUUCUACCGAAGUCAAUCCAGAAGAGGUGUUAUGUUUGUUCACAUGGCCAAGCAGCGUGAAUAUUAUGAGCAACAACGUCGUUUUGCACGAUGGCUAUCAAUUUUUGGAAGAGUACUUGAUGCAAGUUCGGGAAAUGCACUUCGCACUCCAAUCGCGUGCGAAUGUGGACACGUCACUUUUGAAGCUGUUCACGCUUCACAACAAGCUGGAGGAUGUUUUUCAUCUCGAAAACUUUCAUCCGUAUUAUGAAGAAAGCGCGGAGUUCUUAGAAAGUACUGGCCAUUAUAACUACGCAGCCAAGAUGUGGUUGCUGGCGGGUGAGACAUCGAAGGCUUGGGACUUUUGGAGGCGUCUGUGGUUGUGGAGAAUGGAAAUGCCACGGUCAAUUCGAGAUGAAAUUGAACGUAUUCCAUCGAAGAUGCUUGAUGGUGAUGCUAAACUUCUACGCAUUUAUCUCGAAAGUGUUCCAUUUUCUGAGGAAAUAGCGAAGGAGCUAUGCGAUGUUUACAUCAAAGACAUACAUUCAGGAGAUCUCAACUGUCGCCACCGAUUUCGACGGUUGCUUUUGAAUAUGAGUUUUUCUGAUCGAACUGCCGUAUACGACAGAAUUCCUUCAGGAUGUGGCGUAGAACGAUUGCUAUGUGACAACAGUCAGUCAGUUGGAGAUAUUCUUGAUAAAUUGGUCAAUGUUUAUCACGACUACGAUGCUGCUGAAUUGAUUUGCGCUCACUAUUCACCAACGCAGCCGGAUAUAUGCCUAAAUCUCUUGAAAUUCCUGGAAGAUCGAGGAUCAGAAUUUGCGGUGACUAGCGGCACGGAGUCACGGAUCUCUUCGCUGCUUAAAUGUAUGGGUGAUGCGGUCGACCCUUUGAAGGUGUCACAUUUCUUGAAGCGGGCGGUGGCUAAGAAACAACAGGAGCAACAUCUGCUCAACUCUAAGGAAAGCUUGCUAGAAAAAUGUGCAGAAACGGAAAAGGACAGUUUGUCAAACAAAAAGAUUGUGCUGUCUUGCGCUGUCUGCAGUGACCCGAUCUCGUGUAAUGAUGUUCUUUGUUAUUUGAAAACAGGCUAUGUUGUACAUAGUAAAUGUAUGAAAUAUGAAAAUCUUUGCCCACUGACAAAUUUCCUCCUAGUGCCUCCUGAAUAA